Molecule: messenger RNA, 567 nt
Organism: Miscanthus lutarioriparius
Lineage: Eukaryota; Viridiplantae; Streptophyta; Magnoliopsida; Poales; Poaceae
Source: the annotation of a GenBank genome assembly
AUGGAAAUAUUAAAGGGUGCCAUGGGAUGCCUGCUCCACAAGCUGGGCAAGUUCCUGAAGCAAGAGCACAAUCUUCACACAAGUACUACUACAAAGGAAGACUUGGAGUGUCUUGAGAGACAGCUGAGGAGAAUGCACGCUGCUGCCUUAUGCAAUAUGCCAUGGCCGCAGCAGGACCUGCCUGACCCACAGGAUGAUAAGCAUUGUGCCUAUGAACCGAGGGAGCUGUCAUAUGACAUAGAGGAUAUCAUCGACAACUUACUGCUACGCUUCGACAAGGGCUUGGAGCCAAUCAGCAACCGUGACAGCUUCAGGGAGACGUUGGAAGACAUCAAGCUCAGAGUAAAAAAUCUGGCUGCCUCUCAUGCUGGAGAUUUUGUUGCUACAACUAGCACUGUUGGCCCAUGCCUUGAUGAUGUGUACCGAGGAGCGAGACGACUCAUUGGCACCCACAAGCUACGAGCUAUGCUCAUAUCUAGGAUGUCUUCAUCUCAUAGAUUGAAGAAAGUUUCUAUUUGGGGGCGCUGCAGGGAUGGGCAAGACCACUCUUGCAAAAGCAGUCUAUGA